Molecule: messenger RNA, 368 nt
Organism: Dentiscutata heterogama
Lineage: Eukaryota; Fungi; Glomeromycota; Glomeromycetes; Diversisporales; Gigasporaceae
Source: the annotation of a GenBank genome assembly
GCGAAAUUCCGCCCAACUGUCCAUCAUUCGCCACAUAUAGCACAUCCAUUACAUUCGAUGCUUGUCGUAUUCGACUUGCAAAUUUGCUUUCGAUGUGGUUAUUCGAAUUAUUUGGAAUUUUAUGGACUGUUGCUCAUUGUUGUGGUCUAUUACCUAAAAAUAAUAACAGGAAUUCAACUAUAACAAUUGAUGGUGAAUUGGAGGAUCUUUAUAGUGAUGAUGAAUUGGCAGAAAAGAUGAGAAACGGAAACGGAGGCAAUAAUGGUAAAGGUAAAAAGAGGGGCAACAGUCAAAGUAAAGGGGUACUUGGUAAACAUAGAGCUAAAGAAGAUAAAAUUAUGGGAAGACGAGAUUUAGUAGAAUCUUAG